Molecule: messenger RNA, 1389 nt
Organism: Plasmodium adleri (nom. inval.)
Lineage: Eukaryota; Apicomplexa; Aconoidasida; Haemosporida; Plasmodiidae
Product: ATP-specific succinyl-CoA synthetase beta subunit, putative
Exons: 1
Coding region: 1-1389 (462 amino acids)
Biological process (GO): succinyl-CoA metabolic process; tricarboxylic acid cycle
Cellular component (GO): mitochondrion; succinate-CoA ligase complex
Molecular function (GO): succinate-CoA ligase (ADP-forming) activity; ATP binding
Source: RefSeq, a predicted model, not a curated record
AUGGCCGCUUUUAAGAGCCAAUUUAAUUUCAUGCUAAAAUUUAAGAGACAUAUUGGUAGUAACAUAAUAUGGGGGAGAAGAAAAAAUUUUUUUUUAAAAAAGGAAUAUAUUGUUUGGUCAUUUAGUAAUAAUAUUUCAAAGAGAUACUUAAGUAUUCAUGAAUAUUUAUCAGUAGAUUUAUUACGUUCUCAUAAUGUACCAUGUCCUGAGGGAUAUGCAGCAAAAACUCCAGAAGAAGCAGAAGAGAAAGCUUUAUUAUUACAAAACUUGUGUGGAGAUAAUGAUUUAGUUAUAAAAGCUCAAGUAUUAAGUGGUGGUAGGGGUGUUGGAUAUUUUAAAGAAAAUAAUUUUGAGGGAGGAGUUCAUGUGUGUCGAAAUAGUAUGGAAGUAAAAGAAAUAGCUACAAAAAUGUUGAAUAAUACUUUAAUUACUAAACAGAGUGGUCCUGAAGGGAAAAAAUGUAAUACUGUAUUUAUAUGUGAACGUUUUUAUAUAAGAAAAGAAAGAUAUAUUGCAUUUCUAUUAGAUAGGAAUUCUGAUGGAAUAAUGUUACUUGGAUCAAGUAUAGGAGGUUCAUCUAUUGAAGAUAUUAUAAAAAAAAAUCCGGAUGCUAUUUAUAAAUUAAAUAUUGAUAUAAACAAUGGAUUAACUACAGGUCAAGCUAGAGAAUUUUCAGAAAAAAUAGGUUUUAAAAAUGACCAAUUAAAUAUAGUUACAGAUAUGAUUGUAAAUUUAUAUAAAGUUUUUAAAAAAUAUGAUUGUACAUUAUUAGAAAUUAAUCCUUUAUCAGAAUUAAAUGAUGGAAGGGUUUUGUGUUGUGAUGCUAAAUUAAAUUUUGAUGAUAAUGCUGAAUAUAGACAAAAAGAAAUAUUUGAAAAAAGAGAUUUAACACAAGAAAAUAAACAAGAAUUAUUAGCUAAGAAAUUUAAUCUUAAUUAUGUAUCAUUAAAUGGAAAUAUUGCAUGUAUGGUUAACGGUGCAGGAUUAGCUAUGGCAACUUUAGAUUUAAUUAUAUUACAUAAUGGAAAUCCAUCAAAUUUUUUAGAUGUAGGAGGAGGAGCAACAGAAGAAGAAAUAACUGAAGCUCUAAAAAUUAUUAAUAAUAAUGAAAAUGCAAAAGUAUGUUUUAUAAAUAUACUUGGAGGUAUCAUGAGAUGUGAUAUUAUUGCUAAUGGUAUUAUUAAUGCAUUCAAACAAAUAAAAUUUAAUAAACCUAUUAUUAUAAGAUUAGAAGGUACUAAUCAAGAACAAGCACAAGAAAUUUUAAAAAACUCAAACAUUAAAUGUAUUCUAUGUCAAGACAUGAAUUUAGCUGCUCAAAAAAGUGUAGCCAUGGCAAAUAUUAUAGAAAUAGCACAAAGUCAAAACAUAAAUGUCUCAUUUAAUUAA